AGCAUAAGGGGAGUACAUAAAGCACUUCAUUCUUUUGCUUUGCAAAUUCUUUUUUUUUUUUUUCCCUUUUUUGGGCAUCUGCGUUAUUCCUAGGCUCAAUUGUCCGAUUCUUGUUGUUUUGGGGGGCGUGUUUUUAUAGAUUUGUUAGUGAGCUGAGCUUCUGGGCGUUGUUACAACUUGGUGAUUACUCUGUAUAAAGCAGCACCCUAACAUGGAUUCAGACCGAGGGAAGAUCUUUAUUGGUGGCAUCUCGUGGGAAACAACAGAGGAGCGAAUCAAAGAAUAUUUUAGGUCAUUUGGAGAUGUUGUGGAAGUAGUGAUCAUGAAGGAUAAAAUAACAGGGCGAGCGCGGGGUUUUGGCUUUGUGGUUUUUGCAGAUCCAUCUGUUGCAGACAGGGUUGUGUUGGAAAAGCACAUGAUCGAUGGCCGAAUGGUGGAAGCGAAAAAAGCAGUCCCCAGAGAUGAGCAGCAUAGCAUGACUAGGAGCAACACUGGCGGCCAUGGGCCAGCCAGUCAGAAUAGGACAAAGAAGAUAUUUGUUGGUGGCUUAGCACCUUCUGUUACUGAGACUGACUUCAGAAACUAUUUUCAGCAGUUUGGCACAAUUACCGAUGUGGUUGUAAUGUAUGAUCACAGUACUCAAAGACCUCGAGGAUUUGGCUUCAUCACUUAUGACUCGGAAGAUGCUGUGGACAUUGUUGUGCAAAAGCCCUUUCAUGAGCUCAAUGGAAAGAUGGUAGAAGUCAAGCGGUCAAUCCCCAAGGAACAAUCUACUGGGAAUGCCAGGCAUCCUGCAGGUGUAUUUGGUGGUGGAGUGGGUAGAGGAGUGAAUUUUGGUGCUGGCUAUGGAUAUGGCUUCAAUUCCAGUUUGGCAGGGCCUUUUGGACCUAGAAUGAACACUAAGCAUGUUGUUGCUCCAGGAGCUAGAGGUGGGUACACUUCAUAUGGACCUACUGGAUUCAAUGCACCUGGCUAUGGAAAUGGCGCAGGAUAUGGACCUACAGUGAAUGGAGGCAGCUAUGGCAGUUCUGGUUUUCGAACCAACCCAAGCUAUUCUGCCAGCACAGGUGGCAGUUAUGGAGGAGCUCCCACUGGCUAUGGAAGUCCUGCUGGCUAUGGGAAUCCAGCAACCGGCGCAUAUAACAACAAUCCAGCUCCAGGGAGAAAUAUGUGGGGCAAUGGAGCCAUACCUUAUACUAACACAGGUAGUUCUGGUGGCUAUGGAAGUGCAGGAAAUGGGAGCAUAACUGAUUAUGGUGGAGGUGCAGCAUGGGGCUUCGGUCAAGGUAGUAAUGACCAGCAAAAUGGAAGCGGUGCUGGGUAUGCAAGUGGCUAUGGAAGCUAUGAAAAUAACUACGGUUCAAAUGCAGGUGCUUAUCCAGCACAAAAUAGUGGGUAUGGAACUGAAGUGGCAACAUAUAGCUCAACAACAGGGGGCUAUGGAGGUGCAUACACUGAUAGUUACAGCAACUCUGCUUAUGGAGACUCAGCUUGGAGAUCAAACCCUUCUGAACCUGUUGGAGCACCUUCAGUAGGCUAUGGGUUAGGCAAUACAGUCAGAGAUGGGUUGCAUAAAUAAACUUUGGCAACAUACAUUUAGGCUAUUGAGUUAAACAUACCGAUGAAUAUAGAGUUGAGAUGACAGUAUGGACUGUCUAAUCUUUUGAAGCUGAGGCGAUCUGGUUGAUGCUGCAACUAUUUGGAGUUCUGCUGCAAAUGAGAUACACUAAAUAUAUUACCGAUGUAAUAUUUAUGCUUUGUAUAUUUUAGCUAUUUAAAUAGUACAAUCCAAUGCAUACACUGACCAAGGGAUGGAAAUUUCUGUGUGAAAUUGAUUAUAAGUAUUUUGGUUUGGUUUCCUGUUUUGGUUCUUAAUUUUAGCUGACAUUAGUGUCAGAUUUAAUGACCAGGUUAGGCUUUAGAUAUUCAGUCACAUUGUGGGUAACUUGGUGUCUUGGCAUGUGACUAAACUGUACAUCUGAUUGAAUUAGGUGUAUUCUCUACUUUUAAAUGUGUUUCUACAAUUUCUGUAAUGGCAUUGUUAUAUUAAAUAUUGAUCAAAGAAAGCUUUUAGUUGUAACUUGUUAA
Molecule: messenger RNA, 2088 nt
Organism: Cryptomeria japonica (Japanese cedar)
Lineage: Eukaryota; Viridiplantae; Streptophyta; Pinopsida; Cupressales; Cupressaceae
Product: heterogeneous nuclear ribonucleoprotein 1
Exons: 4
Coding region: 212-1579 (455 amino acids)
Molecular function (GO): RNA binding
Source: RefSeq, a predicted model, not a curated record